Molecule: messenger RNA, 2283 nt
Organism: Paramecium tetraurelia
Lineage: Eukaryota; Ciliophora; Oligohymenophorea; Peniculida; Parameciidae
Exons: 6
Source: RefSeq, a predicted model, not a curated record
AUGUAAGGAUUAAACAAUUAAAACUACAAUCCUGUUGUAAGACCAAAAACAUUGAUUUGCUAUAUUUGUGGAAGAGAGUAUGGAUCAAAAAGUUUAGAGAUACAUCUUAAGACUUGCCAAGAAAAGUUUCUUAUGGAAGAAGCUAAAAAACCAAAAAACCAAAGGAGACCUUUACCAUAACCUCCAAAAGCUUUAGGGGGAGGUGGAAAUUAUGAUGCAGAAUCGUAUAAUGAUUAAGCAUUUAAUGCAUAUAAAGAAUAGAGUCUUGAGAAAUGUGCAUAUUGUGGCAGAACUUUUAAUAGAGAAAGCUAUCCUAUCCAUAUAAAGAUCUGUAAACCUGAUAAACCAUUUAAACCCCUUCCUGGAUUUGUUUAAAAUCCUAAAGAAGUCCAGUAACAAAUGAAUAGAGAUAAUGGAGGAACUCAAUAAGGAAAAUCAAAUUCUAAUGGUUAUUCAGGAGAAUAAAAGGUUCCUUCAAGACCAAAGACUCUAGUGUGCUAUAUUUGUGGAAGAGAAUAUGGUAGUAAGUCUUUGGGAAUUCACAUACCUUAAUGCAAAGAAAUGUUUAUGGUGUAGGAAAUGAAGAAACCAAAGGGGGAAAGAAGGAAUCCUCCAACAACUCCAAGAGGUUUAUGGGAUUUAUUAAAUAAGGAAGAAAUAACUAUGGAAGACAUUAUGGCCUAUAACAAUGGAGCUUUUAAUAAAUACAAUAAAGAAGCCUUAGUUGCAUGUAAAAACUGUGGUAGAACUUUCAAGCCUGAGGCAUUGGAGCAUCAUAUAAAGGCUUGCACUGCUGAAAAUCCCUUCAAAGCUCUGGAUUCUGUUGAUGAAGGAGGUUAAGUUGAAUUAGUUCCUUGUAAGAAAUGCGGAAGGAAAUUCUUGCCAUCCAGAGUUGAAAAACAUGAAAGCAAUUGUAAAGAUAUAAAGGGAGCCACAUAAACAUAGACAAAUGGAUUUUAGAAUUAAAAAUAAGAAUAAUUAUAAAAAUAAUAAUAAAUUUAGAAUUCUGAAAAUCCACAAUAAAAACAAAAAUAAUAAACAAAUUAAAUUUAAAAAUAGUAAAGUUUCUCAAAAACAUAAGUUAAUUAUGAUGAUAAAAGUUUGAAAUGUUAUAAAUGUUUUUAAGAUUGUAAUUCUAUUUAAGAUCUGAAGUAACAUGUGUAGAAUUGCAAAAAUCAAGGUACAAAACCAUAAAUCUAUGAUGAUUUGGUAUAACUUCCAAAUCCAUCAUAAGCACUUUAAACCAUUUAUAUGAGUUCUGUUUUUGAAAACUUUAAAAAAAAAGAUAACAAUUCAAAUGCUAUUGAAUAAUAAAAACAACAGCCCAAAUAAUAAUCUUAAUCAUAAAAAUAACAAUAAAAUGAUAAUCAUGAUUUUGAUGAGGAUCAAGAGGAUUAAUAAGAUGGAAUUGAUUUAAUUACAUGUGAUAAAUGCGAUAGAAGAUUUGCUUAAGAUAGAAUAAAAAAACAUUAGAAGGUUUGUAAAGGCAAAUAGUAUUUUGAAAAAAAAGAGCAUAAAGUUGAAGUUCAAAAGGCUCCAUAGACUGGAUGGAGACAAUCUCAUUAAGAAUUUAUUAAUACUUUAAAAUAUAACAGAUAAUUGAAGAAAAUAUAAGAGGAAGGAGGAGACAUUAGAUAAUUGGGACCUCCUCCUGUAUCAUCUAAUAAUAAUUACAUUCAAUGUCCAUAUUGUCAGAGAAAGUUUGAUCCUAGUAAAGCGGAUAAACAUAUUGCUAUUUGUUAGAAUGUUGUUAAUAAACCAAAAACGAUUCAAGAAAAGAAAUAAAAUCCUUAAGCAACAUAGCAACCAAUUUUAUAAUUAUAAUAACAAUAACUACCUUAAUAGAAUUAUAGACAACAAUAAAAAGUAUAAUAAACAAAUUAACAACCAUAAAAUAAUGCUAAUCCAAAAUAUGGAAGAGUAUUUUAAUAAAAUGAUGAAUCUUAAUAGCCAAAAGUUCAAUUAUAAUAAAUGAAUGCUUAACAAUCCAAAACUUCUUUCUAAAGAUAAUCAAUAUCAUUAUAAAAAACUCCAUAGGUUCCUUAGAAAACAAUAAAUCAAUAGUAAUAAUUAUUAUCUCCAAAUUAAAGUACUAAUUAGUUUAGAAUAAGAACACCAUAAACAACAUAAAAAAGCUAGUAAUUGAAAUAAUCUCAAAAUUCCACUAAGAUUGAAAACAAUAUAUUUAGACCUCCGAUAUCUGGUAGGACAUAAGAAUUCACAAAAUCUAAUUCUUAAGUGUAAUUAAAGCCAAUUAAUUAGAAUAUGUUGAGAAAAUUUUGA